GCGCGGCGCGGGCGCGCGGGCGGGGGGAUCCGCGGUGGGCGCGGCUGCGAAGGCUCGAGGCGCGGCGGCGCGAGUGCGUCACGCCCGCGGAGGGCUCGGUGGGCUGCGGCCGACCCGCCGACCAGCAGCCGGGCGUCCCGGACGAGGGGGAGGCGGCCGCACCCUCCCUGGCGGCCAGCGCCCGGCCGGGGUCGCCAGCGAGCCGGCUCCGGCUCCAUUCAUUCCCGCGGCUCCGCCUCCUCUCCCGGCUCCGCGGGCGCGUCCGAGAGGAUGGCAUUCCCUGUGGAUGUGCUGGAUAAUUGCAGUCAUGAGGAACUGGAAAAUUCUGCUGAAGAUUAUAUGUCAGACCUAAGGUGUGGAGACCCUGAAAAUCCUGAGUGUUUUCCUCUUCUCAAUGUAACGAUUCCUAUUAGCCUGUCAAAUGUAGGCUUUGUACCUCUUUAUGGUGGAGAUCAGACCCAGAAAAUUCUUGCUCUUUUUUCACCCGAGGACUCACUCACAGCUGUGGCACUUUACCUGGCUGAUCAGUGGUGGGCUGUUGAUGAUAUUGUAAAAACAUCUGUCCCUUCUAGAGAGGGGCUUAAGCAGGUGAGAACUCUUGGGGAGAGAGUGGUUCUGUAUGUUCUGAAUCGAAUUAUUUAUAGAAAACAGGAAAUGGAGAGAAAUGAGAUCCCAUUCCUGUGUCAUAGCAGUACUGAUUAUGCUAAGAUUCUGUGGAAGAAAGGAGAGGCCAUUGGGUUUUAUUCAGUUAAGCCUACAGGAAGCAUAUGUGCCUCAUUUCUUACCCAAAGCUACCAACUGCCAGUUCUUGAUACAAUGUUUAUAAGAAAGAGCUAUCGAGGCAAAGAUUUUGGGCUUCAUAUGCUGGAGGACUUCGUUGAUUCCUUUACAGAAGAUGCACUUGGCUUGCGGUAUCCACUGUCCUCUAUAAUGUACACAGCUUGCAAGCAGUACUUUGAAAAGUAUCCAGGAGACCAUGAACUCCUUUGGGAAGUUGAAGGUGUUGGGCAUUGGUACCAGAGAAUACCUGUCACCAGAGCAUUACAGAGAGAAACACUUAAAAUUACAGCAAUUCCUCCAAAUGAAGCUAAAAGAACUACGUCUGGAGGAUAUGGUCUUGCAUCUGUUCCAGAAUAUGAAGCAGGAACUGAAGAUAGUCAGUCUAGUGAGAUGCAGCUAACUAUUGAUUCUCUAAAAGAUGCCUUUGCAAGCACUUCUGAAGGUCAUGAUAAAACACCAGUUUCCACUCGGACUCGAAGUAGUCAUCUGAAGCGGCCAAAGAUUGGAAAGCGGUUUCAGGAUUCUGAAUUUAGUGGUUCUCAAGGGGAAGAUGAAAAGAUAGCUGAGACUUCACCUACAGCUUCAGUAAUUAAAUUGGAGUCUACUUCACACACAUCAGAGAGCUCAGAAGAAUUACUAGAAGAAGAACAUUCACAGAGUGUGGUUGAAUUUGAGGACGGAAGUAGUGAUAAAGAUGCUCAUUCAACACCUAAAAUCCAGUCACAUCUGGAGAAGCAAGAUGGUGAAAAGGAAUCUGAAGUAGAGCCUAUGAAUGGUGAAGUAAUGGAUGAUACUAUUAAGACCUCUCUUAUAAUUGAAGAGGAGGACUCCACUAGUGAAGUUUUAGAUGAAGAAUUUAAAUUGCAGCCUUUUAAUUCCAGUGAAGACCCUACAAAUCUAGUUCCGCUGGUGGUAGAAUCUUCAAAACCCCCCGAGGCUGUUGCACAGGAUAAGACCUCAAAUGUAACUGACUCAGAAGUGUUGUUAAACGAAGGCCCAUCUGAUGGAAAGGGGCACACAGAAGAGAAACUGCCACAAGUUCCAAGAAAGAAGGCACAUUUUGGGAGUUCAGACAAUGCUGCCACUAUCCCACAUGAAGAGCAAUCUGACAGUGGUUUUCCAAACUCUGCGGUAGCUGAAUUUUCUGAGGAACCGAUCUCUGAAAAUUUGUCACCCAAUACUACUUCCUCAUUGGAAGACCAGGUUGAAGAGGGGGUGUCCGAGCCCCAGGAAACAUCUCCAGCUGUUCCUCAGAGUUCUUUGAUAGAAGUUGAACUUGAAGAUGUGCAGUUUUCACAGAAUGCAGGACAGAAGAACCAGUCAGAAGAGCAGUCGGAAGCAUCUUCUGAGCAACUGGAUCAGUUUACACAAUCAAUAGAAAAAACUGUGGAUAGCAGCUCAGAGGAAAUAGAAGUGGAAGUGCCUGUUGUAGACAGGCGGAAUUUAAGAAGAAAGGCCAAAGGAUACAAAGGACCCGCUAAGAAGAAAGCCAAGCUGACCUGAAUGAAGAAACGCAGAUCACAAAUCCUCUUUGUAACAUAACUGUUUUUAAGAUAUGGUAAUAAAUAGCACGGGGCACAGGACAAAAAUUCCAGAAUUUCACUCUGAGCUUAUUUAUGAUGCUGUUUUUCCCUCCUUCUUAGGACUUAGGAUUCACCAUUGUUUUUAAUUUUCAGGUUACUUUGAGUAAAUACAGUUUUUUAAUUUUUAUUAACCAUGUUUUGAUUUGGGGAAACCAGAUCAUACUGUAUUUUCUUUAGUAGUUGGGGCCAUCUGACUAUUAAUAUUUCAGGAUAUAUAAAUUAAAAAACAAAGUAGUAGGCUUUUCAUUGUGAGGAUUACAGAAAUCUUUUACACUUGAGUUUUAAAUAGUAAACUUGGGGAGUGUUCUAGAAGUUUUAGCUUAACUAUCAAAACUAAUCACCAUUUUAAAAAAUGUAGGCAUGCCUAAACAAAAAUGGCAGUAAAUUAGAAUAAUUUCGACUAAAUGAGAGCACAAAUACAUAAAUUUUUGGUCAAAGGUUUAUGAGGGCGGUAUUUUGGCCUCUUAAUUCAUUGUAGUUUAGAUGCAGUUUCUUCAUUUGACUUUUCCGAAUAGGUACAAACUUUCCAACUCACUCCUUAUAACAUCUAAUAUUAACAGUAGUGCUAGGGAUUUAACUCUGGCAUGUAGGUACUAAUAUAAUUAUUUAAAUUUUCUUUUGAAGUUGGGAACUAUACUUUUGUCUUCACCUAGUUAACACAUAUACAUUAGAAGAGGCCCCUUCCUAAGAGUUCUUCUUAAUCCUGCUAUUGCCCUUAUUCUAGAAUCUUAUUUAUAUUCCUCUCAGCGUUCAUCCACUUCCCUCACAGAGUGAAUCCUGUCAAAAAAUCUGCCUGCCUGCCUGCCAGCUUAUGCCCUCAGCAUCACUUUGGGUAGGUAUGAAACUACGCCCCACUUAGAUCUGGAUGACAGCAGUAACGCUGCCCUAGGAACUGUUACCAGAGCUUAAGUCAAAUUGAGGCUUUGUCCCUUCGGUCUUGCUUUUACUCUUGAUUUGUUUUGAGGACAGGUUACAAGCCAGCCUGUUCAUUGUGUUGCCAUAGCAAAGGCCUUUGCCCAGGAAAACUUAAAAACAACAAAACCCUCAAUUGUUAAUUUUUGUAGAGUAAUUUAUUUAGAUAUGAACAAAAUGGUUAUUCUUAGGAUCCAAAGAGAAAUUCGAAAUAAUACCGCUCUUUGGAAGUAUUAUGUGUACUCAGAUGUGUACUUAAGUUGAAGAAUGCUUUGAGACCACUUAGAUUGUUUUUAAAACAGGCUUGGUUCAUUAUGAAAAAAUGAGUUAGAACUUUUUGUCAUUAUUUGACAAAUAAUGCUAAGGAUUGAUGUUAAAUGUUUUUUAGUCCACAGUCAAGUUAUGUCAUUACAUUUUUCAGGGGGAUGUUGGUAUUUUAGAAAGAUCCAAGUUCUUUAAGCAGGCAAAAUGGCAAACCUUCCUAUUCAUUGUAAAAUUUUGAGUACUUGUAUCCCCAAAUUUUCUUUAAUUAUUGGUUGGGAUAAGCCAGAUUUAGGGCUAAAUGAA
Molecule: messenger RNA, 3842 nt
Organism: Myotis myotis
Lineage: Eukaryota; Metazoa; Chordata; Mammalia; Chiroptera; Vespertilionidae
Gene: FAM169A
Product: family with sequence similarity 169 member A
Exons: 13
Coding region: 271-2283 (670 amino acids)
Source: RefSeq, a predicted model, not a curated record